AUGACAACAGAAACAGCGAAACAACCUCCUCCAGCAAAAGAAACCUUCCACUUCAUAAACGAUCCCGCAGAAGCCAUCAACGAUGCCCUCACCGGCCUCACCCACCUCAAACCCAACCUCUCCUACAACGCCGAAUACAAAAUCGUCUACCGCAACGACCUCUCCACCUUCAGCGAAUCGCACGUAACAACAAUAGGCUUCGCCGGCGGAGGCCACGAACCCAUGUUCGGAGGCUUCGUAGGCCAUAAUUACCUCUCCGCCUACGUCUCAGGCAACAUCUUCGCCUCACCAACCGCAGCUCAAAUCUUCGAAGCGAUUAAAAUGUGUCAACCCGCAGAUGGACAAAAGAGUAAAGGGACAUUGAUUGUAUGCGGGAAUUAUACAGGUGAUAUUUUGAAUGCUGGAUUGGCGAUUACGAGGGCGCAGGCGGCGGGGUAUAAAGUGUAUUUCAAGCCUGUGGGAGAUGAUGUGGCUGUGGGGAGGAAGAAGGGAGGGAAAGUGGGGAGAAGAGGGUUAAGUGGGCACUUGGUUGCUUUGAAGAGUGCUUGUGCGCUUGCGGAGAGGGGAGAAUCGUUAGAGAGAGUUGCGGAGGUGAUGGAGUAUGUUGCGGAUAAUGUUGGGACGAUUGGAGUGGCGUUUGAUAGGGUCGCUCUGCCGAAUGCUACGUUGACGGAUCUUCAGACUCUGCCUCCGGCGACGAUAGAGCUCGGAAUGGGAGCUCAUGGUGAGCCUGGGUUGCAGCAAAUCUCUCCAAUCCCUUCACCGGAUGCACUGGUGUCGCAAAUGCUUGAUCUCCUGCUCGAUGUUUCUGAUAAAGAUCGAGCAUUUAUUCCAUUCUCGAGAGCAAAGAACCCCACCACAGACAAUGAGGUAGUUUUGUUAUUGAACAGUUUGGGUAGCACGUCGGACGAGGUAUUAGCCAGGUUUGCAGAAUUGGCAAAAGCGGAGCUGGAGAGCCGUGGCUUCGUAGUGCGAAGGCUGACAUUGGGGCCUUUGGUCACAAGUCUGAAGAUGAGCGGCUUUGGUAUCACAAUUUGGAGACUUCCUCCGACCACUGGUGAGACAUUGGAACGCAAAGCGGCUGUGGAGCUUUGGGAUUCUCCAGUUGAUGUUGUAGCGUGGCGGCAGUAA
Cercospora beticola is the source of this 1131-nucleotide messenger RNA. Its product is annotated as dihydroxyacetone kinase subunit DhaK. Lineage: Eukaryota; Fungi; Ascomycota; Dothideomycetes; Mycosphaerellales; Mycosphaerellaceae. Gene Ontology annotation, molecular function: glycerone kinase activity. Gene Ontology annotation, cellular component: cytosol. Gene Ontology annotation, biological process: glycerol catabolic process. The record is from RefSeq and is a predicted model, not a curated record.